Molecule: messenger RNA, 294 nt
Organism: Ogataea philodendri
Lineage: Eukaryota; Fungi; Ascomycota; Pichiomycetes; Pichiales; Pichiaceae
Exons: 1
Coding region: 1-294 (97 amino acids)
Source: RefSeq, a predicted model, not a curated record
AUGACCAAACUAGCCUUAUCUUUGACUACCCCGGAGUCGUCGGGGCCCCAAUUUUCCAGGGUUCCAUACAGAGCUGCCAGGGAUAGCAGGCUGAACACGAAUGCAGCCACCGAUCCAGCAAACGAGAUCUUCCAUGUGGACGGGUUCCUCUGUGCGACUUCAACGACGGUUUUCAAUAUCAGGGCGCUGAAAGCAGCUCUGCGGCGAAUAUCGAUCAACCAGAGUAAAUGGAUCAAGGCAACGAAUCCGAAAAACACCCCAGUCCAGAAGCUGUUAUUCGUGAAAGCUCCGUAG